Molecule: messenger RNA, 3591 nt
Organism: Stomoxys calcitrans (stable fly)
Lineage: Eukaryota; Metazoa; Arthropoda; Insecta; Diptera; Muscidae
Gene: nord
Exons: 11
Coding region: 1459-3540 (693 amino acids)
Source: RefSeq, a predicted model, not a curated record
CGACAUCGCCGCAACUAAGCGACAAAGCAAACGCCAAUAAUAAUGGCAUGAAAACACACAUCAAAAGGAAAACACACAAAAACAGAAACCAAAAAACAACGCUAACAUUGCAAGCAGCCCGGCAGGCAGACAAGAGGCAGACGAGCGAGCAGGCAGGCAGACAGCGGGCAGGAGACAGGCACAAACAAGCAAAAGCACAAUCAAACACUUUUAAGUCAACAACAGAAAUCAAAAAGAUUUCUUCGUUUCGUGAGCACAGAUGCAACGUGCUACUCACAGCAACUAGUCGCAUGUUCGUUUUCUCCCUUCUGCGCUGGCUGACUGGCUGCUGUGUCGAGAUUUUUAGAUUUCGUCGAUGAAACGACGCGACAACGAACAACGGCAGCUAGCCCCAAACAAACCUAAACAGCAGCGAAACACUAAAAUCGGAAAAUCAUUGUUUCGGUGUUUUUUCGCGAGUUCGUUAACGGCAACGGUCGCUCGGUCGGUCGAACGGUCGGACUGUCGGUCAUAACGGUUGUAACCUAACGUUACGCAGGAAAUCUUCAUUGUUAUAGCGCUCUCCACCACCACUGUCACCAUCAACAUCAAAAAAGGAACAUUGGCAUAUUGUCGCAACAACCGUACAACUGUCCAGAGGGUUUCGCUGCCUUGACAAGGCUAUCGUGAGCCGUGUGAAACAUUACCAAGUGAAAACUUAACAACAAUAAGGAGAAAAAAAAUCAAAAAUAAAAACAAAACAACUACAAUAACAUAGCUACUAUAGGUGGUACAAACAGAAAAAGGAGAGAGAGUGCAAACAAAUCAUUUUAUCCUCUCUGUUGAUAGUGCUGCUCCUGCUCCUGCUGCCACUGUAGUUGCAGUCAAAUUUAUGCAAAUGCCUGCCUUGCAGGUGUGUGAGUGAACACUUGACUAAUAACAGAGUGCUGAGUGAAUGAGAAGAGGCAAGCAGCCAAACAAACAACAACAACAAAAAACAAAGCCACAUACCGUUUUACAAUUCACACGUGCUUCAAUUCGGUGUAACGGUAACGUUCAUUUGACAUAGGCUCACCAAAUGAAACAAAGAAAGGACAAAAGACCAAAAACCACACAACAUCCAGCAAUUAGUUAAUCCAACAAUUCUUGGAAAUCUGUGAGCCAUUGCAAUAACAGCGGACAGGCAACGAACCAACGGACCAACCGACAAACACAUGCCACUACAGGCCGCAAACCAAAGAAACAAACCAAACAUCGAAGCAAAAAAACUAAACAACAACAACAAAAAAAGCGGCAACUAAUCGAAGCUAAAUUGAUGGCUUUGUCGACCCACAAAGAAGAAGUCAAAAUGUAGGAGGCACAUGCACUUAAACACUAUGACGUAAAAAUGUUAUAAAAUUUAUCAGAAAUAUAAAAUUUAACAAAACAAACCGAAGAAAUAUUGAAAGAGUUUCGAUCGCAAUUUAAUUAUAAGGAAAAAUGUUGCUUAAACCGAGAUUAACUCCACCUAUAGCUAUGAAUACCCCCUUAAUUGUGAAACCAACUACAACCAACACCAAUACCAUCACCAUAAGCAAGACAAGGAGUCGAACGAGAUAUCGUCGAGAAGUCAGCCAUGUCAACACAAAAAUAUGUUCCAGUAGCAGCAUCCUGCAGCAGCACCAUCCUCCAUGCCGCAGCAGAACUUACUUCUUAUCAUUACCACCAAUGCCACCAUCAACGUCUUACCAUUGUUGGCACCUUCUAUUUUCUUGGUAUUGCUGCCUUUUGGCCUGCAUUCUGCAACAUUGUGGCAUUGUGGCGGAAAUCGCAUCUGCUGGUGCCAUUUCCGGGGGCAUUAGUGCCGUGGGUAUGGGUGUCAUGGGCACCAUGACUGCAGGUGCGAUAGCUGCUGCACCCGCCUUAGCAGGUUCCAGUGACAACAUUGCCGAUGGCUAUGCCGAAGGCGAUGAUGAUGUUAGCCUCUCAUCGCUGUCCAAUAAUUUCGAUAGCCAUGAUUGUACUUCGCUUAAAUUCAACAGCAUGGCCAGAAACAUAGAUGACAUCGAGGAUUUGGAGCUGGGAGUGCCUGUAAACAUAGCCUUUGAUAAUCGGCAAAGAAAAAGAUUUGUAUUGCAUUUGAAUAGCUCGACACCCUUAAGCAUAAAUUUCUCACAAAUUGUUGCACGCAAAAUAUUUUUCAAUCAAACUGUUAAUUUACUGCGUUCUGCUAAAAAUGGCCAGCAUUCUAUAACUCUGACCUGUGCCCUACGUGGACAAUAUGAUAUUUUUGUGCAGGCUCGCCAUAGAGGCUCGGUCAAGAUUGAAGCCAUAGGCUUUCAUCCUCAGGCCCAUUGGCCUCUGUUGAAUCGAACGCAUCACAUAACCAUGAGAAGUCAAAAUCGAGUGCGUAAGCGGCAGAUGAUAGUGAAAUGGGACAAAAGUAAAUUUGAUUUCCAUGCGGUUCAUUAUUGCCUGGUGGUGAGCACAGCACAUGGCCACAAGGAUUUCUGUCAAGCUACCGAUGAGUUUCUAAGUUCCAUGUACACGAGUCGAAGAAAUCCGGCGCCUGUGUGUCAAACACCCCUAACCGUAGAGGCGAUUUUGUCAAGACCUGCUGAGAGGGCAGUGAAAAUAGAUCCCCAUACGACAAAUGUCAUAUGCACCGGAAGUCGAACUCAACAAUUAAUACGAGGAUUGGCUCCCAAUUAUGUCUAUCAUUUGGAUGUCUUUGGCAUACACACUAAACGACAAAAUCUCACCUUUCACAUAGUCUCCUCUACCAUGGAUUUCAAUCGAACCCAUCCAGCCAUACUUAAGGCCAAUACUCUGAGUGUGGUCAAAAUUUCAGGUCUACAUGGAGUGCAGGUGUUUAGUUUUAAGGUUCCCCCCCUAACUGCCUUGGACUCAAGGCCGGCCUUGCGCUAUUUGGUCUUGCCUUGUGGCGGCAGUGAAGUCGAUGCAAAGAUACUGAAACAACGCAGAAUUAUAGCCAACUUCAGCAACAUCUAUCGGCCGACCUACAUUGAUUUGUCUUCGAUAAGAGAGGCAGGACGUUACAUGAUACGCUUCAAGCCCAGCAACGAUGAUGAAGUCUUGAGGGCAAAUAAAGUGGGUUUGGCGGUGACCACCAAUCGUGUGUUCAGUCAAUUGCCUGAAUUGCCCGAAAAUAUAACCGUGUUUGAGGUACGAACAACAUGUCGCUUCACCAAAAUCGCAUGGUAUAGUUCACCGGAAAUUCGUACCCUAAGUUACUGCAUAAUUGUGUUCAAUUUGCCGCAACGCAAUCGCAGCUCCAUCGACUACACAAAUUAUUGCAUGGAUUUUGGCAAACGUGUGAUGCAACAUCCGCAAUUUCAUUCAAUAAAAUGCCCGAAAAAAGCUAAAAAUCCACCAAUUUUGGAGACUGACACCAUACUCAAUUUAACGCCUGGUGAAUCCUAUCUAAUCUAUGUCACCGCCAAUCUCAGCGAAGGCAAGCCGCUCCCCUAUCAAUCGCUAAAGGUGAAAAUGUAUCAACAGUGUCCGGAUGAGGUGCUGGGAGUGGACUCCAGAGACCAAUCGGCGUAUUAUUUAAAUUAAGGCUCCAUGAAUUCCAAAAAACAAAAACUAACUAAACAAAAAAUAGGCUUU